UUCCAUCAUCACGACCGCUUGUAGAAAUGGUAUGAUAGGAUGACUCAAUAUAAACGUAAUGAGACGAACAUGGAGAUCAAAGUAGGUUGGAUUGGGGUCAGGUUGGAAAUGAGUGCAAAUUGCAACAAUGUUUGGAAAAUGAUGAAGGAAAAGAAAUGAAGACAAAUAUAACAAAGGGGGAAAAAUAGUUAAAGGAAGAAAUCUCAUUCAUAGGAUUGGAGCAGUGGAGUACUCAACUCAUUACACAAGCAACGCAAGAAGCGGAGACAACUCUUGCGAGGAUCAGAGGAGACACGAAUUCAUCGUCCGGCUAUGUCGCUGGUGGAUUACGCAGCUUCUUCAGAUGAAGACGAGCCACAAUCCCCUGCUCGGGAGCAGGAAAAUGAGCAGGUGAAAGAAAACCCAGAAGAACGACACCGUUCUGGGGUUCCUGCGCCGGACCACGAAGACCCAGUUCGCGCGCGCAGCAGGAAUUCUACAAAUUUGCAGCCAACCUCAAGUAAACGAACAGACAUAGUCUCCAAUCAGUCCUCUGAGCUGAAACUUCCUGAUGCAUCUUUCCUCUUGAAUUCACCAGUUGUGUCGUCUAAUCUACUGAAUGCUUCAGACCACUCAUCCCGAGUUGCAGCUGCUAUGGCAGAAAGCGCAGCACGAAAGAGAGACUUAAAUGGACCAUCUUCUACCUACCCUCGUAGUAAAGUUCCAAAAGGGACCUUACCUCAUUCGAAAAAUGUUCCAGAUACUGUAGAUGGUCGUUUGCUCCCACCUCAGCUAGCUGGAAGGAGCAAUAUUGUUACGGAAGACAUAAGCAAACUCUUUGUGAAAAAGCAAACCAAUUCUUCAACCGAAUAGGUAAUGCAAGUUGCUGAUGAAGUUGCCCAUAGAAAUUGCUAGCAAGUUACUCUGCCAGCUGUUCACUCUAGCCUAAGGUUCAGGUUCAAGGGGAUCGAUAAAUGGUAUUCAACAUUCAGUUUUUUGCCUGUGUAGAAUGGAAAUGUAUGUACGUCCUUUUUCUGCACUUUGAUAUCAAAUCAUGCGCAACAUCAGUCAGGAAUCUCAGUUUUUUGGCCAACAAUUCAAUGAGCCUUAAUUUCUCUUGUUUACCUUCCUAGUGAAUACUUUGAUGCUAAUAGAUGUGGGGGCCAUGUUAUUUC
This is a messenger RNA of Sesamum indicum (sesame), 1154 nucleotides long. RefSeq lists its product as uncharacterized. The record is from RefSeq and is a predicted model, not a curated record. NCBI's taxonomy places the organism in Eukaryota, Viridiplantae, Streptophyta, Magnoliopsida, Lamiales, Pedaliaceae.